Molecule: messenger RNA, 862 nt
Organism: Solanum verrucosum
Lineage: Eukaryota; Viridiplantae; Streptophyta; Magnoliopsida; Solanales; Solanaceae
Exons: 3
Coding region: 217-729 (170 amino acids)
Source: RefSeq, a predicted model, not a curated record
AAUGUAAAUAUCUAAAACCGAGGGAAAAAAAAAAAAAGACAAGUCGUCUGCGCGUCCUUUAUGUCAGUGUUGAAAAGUUGGCAAGGAAAUUUCUUCCUCCUUCUCUCUUACAGUUAAGCUGAGCUGCGGAGAGAAGAACAAUUCGACGACGACGGAGAAGUGUUUACUCUCAGCUGGUUUUGUGUGUAUACAUCGGAAUUCAAUUGAAACUUAUAAAUGGAUCAGAUAUUGAACAAGGUAGGUUCCUAUUGGAUUGGUCAGAAAGCCAACAAGGAGUUCAAUUCCGUCGGCGAUGACAUUAAUUCCUUGCAAAGCAGUAUCGAAGGAGGAAGCAAAUGGCUGGUGAACAAGCUUAAAGGGAAAAUGCAAAAGCCAUUGCCAGAACUGCUGAAGGAGCAUGACAUUCCAGUAGGCAUUUUCCCUCGUGAUGCCACCAACUAUGAGUUUAACGAAGAAACCAAGAAGCUCACUGUCUAUAUUCCUUCAAUAUGUGAGGUUGGUUACAGGGAUUCAUCUGUAUUACGCUUCUCUACGGCAGUUACUGGAUACUUGGAAAAAGGAAAGCUAGCUGACAUAGAGGGAAUAAAAACAAAGGUGAUGAUCUGGGUAAAAGUUACUGCCAUUUCAUCUGAAAAAUCAAAGCUUUAUGUCACGGCUGGGUUGAAGAAAUCCCGCAGUAGAGAGGCUUAUGAGGUGUUGAGAGACGGAUUUACUGUAGAUAAAUUCUAGUGUGAUCAACUUGCGAUGAACGAUAAGAUUAUAUAGUUAAUAAGUACUAUUUAGAAGUUUGAUUAAAAUUGUGAUGCAAGUUUGGAUUAAAAUUGUAAUGUUUUGAUUGCACUUGUGAAAUAUGAAUUAUCUA